GUGUAUUUCCGCAUUAGACGCACUCACUUCCGGCAGCAUUGGAUCCGUUUUGUGAGACACUAGUGAAUUCGUCUCAAACUGCGCUUAAAACACACAAUUUACCCCCGCCACAGGUAAAAAGGACGGAUUUAGUCAUUUACGUACCUCCUCGUGUUUCGUGCAUUACGAACCACGACUAAUUAUUCCACUGGACUCGCGCAAAGCUUCAAGUAAAGAUUGAGGAGCCUUCUGCUUUGAAACAAGAAGAGGACUUUUGCUUUUAUCACAAGACUGCAUUUGCCUUUAGUGCUGUGCCCUAAAACAUCUCAGUAUCUUCAAAGAUUUUGUGAUAUCUUAAACAAAGCAACCAAAGUUCUUUUUGACACUGAGCAUCUGUAUUUGAAUUCCCUAAUGGCUCAGAAAGGAGGUGGAUUUAGUGCGGGUCGCGGUUUACACUCUGCAGCAAACUUCAGCCCUGGGCGUCCAGGUGGGGGUAUGUCUUCAGGGGGCAGUGGGGGUCAUGGCCCAGAGCAAAUGGGGAGGCCUCACAGUUCUGCAGAACACCUGAGCAGCACCUCCAUGAAGCUGUUCUCCAGCCUGGGCCUGUCCCCCUCGGAUCUAGAUGCACUAGCUCAGAUUCCUGAAGAUCAGAUCUCUGUGGAGACUCUGCCACACAUUCUGAGGCAGCUGAAGAACCGCAAGAGCCACGAAGGCUAUGCAGAAUGGGAUGAACCACGUGCCAGGGAGGGGCCACGAGACCUGCAGUAUACUUUCAGACAGGACUCUGCUCAGAGCCAUGACUUUGGUCGAAACUUUGGCCCCUCUGGAGACUUCUCCCAGCUGUCUCGACAUGACUUUGGUAUGUCACCCUCUUCUGACUCUACGGGGUACAUGCAGGGGCAGGGACGCGUGAGCCAACCAUCUCAGGGCAAAGUGGAGGACUUCCUGGGACUGAAUCCACCCCGCUUCCCACAUGUGUGCUUGCUGUGUGACUUUGACAUUCACUCCAUCAUGGAGUGGAACCAGCACGUAAACGGACUCCGACAUGCAGAGAACGGAAGAGUGCUGCUUAACAUGUAUCCAGACUGGGAGCCACCCAUGUCCUCCAGCAGAAGUGGGGGUAUGGACACUCCCAAUCUCUCAGAUGGGAUUUUGGGACCUGCUCCCUUGUCCGGCCAAACUUCAGGACUAUCCUCAGGCUGGGGAGGAGCGGCUGGAUUGGCUCAGAGGAACACACAGGGACAGAACACGAGAGCCAGAGUGGUGGUGGUGAAAUACGACCGCAGACCUCUCAGUGACAAAUCCCUCUUCAGCUUUGUUGAGCCGUUUGGACGAUUAAGAGAGCACCUGCUGCUCAAGAACAAGGGCUUCCUGGAGAUGAGCACCCACGACGAGGCUUUGGACAUUAUCAACUACUAUCAACAGAAUCCUGCGACUUUAGGAGGAAGACCACUGGUGUUUGAGCUGUCUAAACGGCUUUUCAUAGAGAAGCCACAGUCCCCUCAACAGCCCCCCAAGCCAAUGGAGCGAAUUGUGAACCGCAAACUCCGAGAUGACACCCCCGCGGUCAGCCAAGUGGUCUACUUCUCCAACCUGCCACGAGGGGAGGACAAGAAGAACGACCUGCUCACCAUUGCAGGGAGGUUCGGGACUGUGGAGAAGCACCUUUUCCUUCAGAAAGAGGGUUUCAUUCAGCUGUCCUCCCCUCGAGAGGCAGAGAUGAUGGAGAAAUACUACAGCAUGAACCCCCUAGUGGUCCGAGGGCAUCAGGUCCGCUGCCACGUCUGCACCAAAUACAAGACCCUCAACGUGCCACAGCAAGGUAGCACCAAAGGCUCUGGUUCCCAGGGCUCACGCGGGGCAAGAUCAGCCAGGUCCUCCAGUCCCAGGCGUUCCACAGACAGGAAGAGGAGUCCUAGUCCUAAGCCCAGGACCAAAACAGAGCGCAGGAAGGAGGAGCGGCCCAAACCAAAAGCAGAGUCUAAACCUAAACCUAAACCAGAGCUGAAACCAGAGCUGAAAGCAGAGAUUAAAGCUGAACCUAAAGCUGAGCCUAAGCCUGAGCCUAAACCUGAGUCUGAGUCUGAGCCUAAGUCUGAGCCUAAAGCAGUUGCAGUGACGGAGGAGAGCGGCUGCGAGGAUGAGCGCCCAAGCAUUCAACAGGAGCCAGAGGGAGAGGGGGAACACAAGGUCUCUAAUGGUGAUGGACGUUCUGAGGACACACCUGAGGAAGAGGGAGGGGUGGAUGAAAAGGUGAAGGGGGUGGAGUCUGAGGAGACAAAAGACACCAUCAUAGCUGACACUGAGGAGUGUGUUGAAGGAAAUCUACAGGAAGAUGAGGACUUUCUGGAGAACAUGGAUGACAUGGUGGUUGUGGAUGAAAUCGAAGAGGAAGAUGGGGCUGAUGCCAUAGAUAACUCUGAGAAAGGGGGCAUGCGUGUGGUGCUGGUUGUGGGCUUUAAAAAAGGAUACAACCAUCUGAAUGAACUCAUGCAGCUGGCCCAGCCCUUCGGCAAAGUGGUGCGCUACCUCAUCCUCGACAUGCAAAACAAGGCGUAUCUACAGUUCUCCACAGAGGAGGAGGCUGUGGCCAUGGCAAAGUUUUACAAUGGAAAUGUGCAGGCUACAGUCUGUGGACGACCGGUUAAGAUCUGGCACUACACUGCACAGCCCACCAUACAGUUUGGUUUCGUUGUGUACAUUGGUAAACUUCCUGAUGCAAAGUACACAAAGGACGAGGUCCUGGAGUUGGUGGAGCAGUUUGGCAAAGUCAGGAAGUACUUUCUGCACUACAUUCGCAGAGAGUGCUACAUUGAGAUGGAUACAGAGGAGCAGGCAGAGCGAGUGGUGGAGCAUUACAGACAGCACCCAGCUGUUCUCUACGGCCAGCGCCUCACCAUCUAUGUCAGCCGCAAGUACAGAGUCCUGCGCGGGCGACAUGUGGUGAUCCCAGGCUCUGAGAAGAAGGCCUCAAAACGAGAGAAGGAUUCUACCCCAAAACGCACAUCCAACGAUGAACCACCAGUCAAAAGAAUAAGGGAGGAGAGAACAGAGAAGAAAGAGGAGAGAACAGAGAAGAAAGGGGAGAGGAAAGAGGAGGCAGUUAAGGAAGUAGGAGAUGGGGACGCAUCUAUGAAGGAUGUAAUUGAGGAACUGAAAGAGGACACAUCUAAAGAGAGAGGAGAUGAGGAGAGCAAAGAGGAGGCAUCUAAGGAGGAAGGAACCAUGGAAUCUACCCAGGACGUAAGAGACGAGGAACAAUCCGAGGAGAAGGAAGAUGAGGAUCAGAAAGAGGAGAAUUCUAUAGAAGAUAAGGAGGAGGACGAUGACACGCUGUUACAGACGUCUGAGGACGAGACACUGGACCAGGAUCAGAUUAAGGAGGAGGAGGAGAUGGAGACCAAUCUGGACUCUCCUCAGACUGAAACCUCUCCCUCUGAGUGUGACGCCCCGCCCCUUUAUUCUGAAGCUCCACCCGCUGACAGUAAACCCACCGUGGCCUCGUUACCACUGCCCCCAUAUGACCCAAAUACUCCUUUAGGAGUGGAGCACGUGAAGAUGGGGUACUACUGUCGCAUAUGUUUCCUGAUCUACUCCAAUGAAGAGACGGCCAAACGCACCCACUGCAGCAGCCAGGCCCACUACGACAAGCUACAGAAAUACCUGGAGAAGAGAAAGACGUCACCAAAAUAGUUGUUUUUUUCAUUAAGUUUUAUACAAACCUAAAAAUACGCAAAACAUCGGCUCUAAAAGAUUUUUUAAGUUGUGCCUUUGGUAUGACUAAAAUAGUGAAAAAGACUAAAUCUUCCUUGUGGACAUGUCUGACGUCACGAGGAGCUGAUCAAAUGUACAAGGUUCUGUUUUUAUUAAGCUCAUACUCACUGUUGUUCAUAAGUGAAAAACAAUACUGCAGAUAUGUUGACAUAUAUACAGUGAACUACCAUUACCUUUGGGUGUCUUGGUCUGUUUUAUUUUUUUUCCUUGUACAAACUGCAUCUUGGAUCAAA
Molecule: messenger RNA, 3986 nt
Organism: Periophthalmus magnuspinnatus
Lineage: Eukaryota; Metazoa; Chordata; Actinopteri; Gobiiformes; Gobiidae
Gene: matr3l1.2
Product: matrin 3-like 1.2
Exons: 24
Coding region: 391-3672 (1093 amino acids)
Cellular component (GO): nucleus
Molecular function (GO): RNA binding; zinc ion binding
Source: RefSeq, a predicted model, not a curated record